Messenger RNA from Phragmites australis (common reed), 1976 nucleotides. RefSeq names its product glutamate decarboxylase 1-like. The record is from RefSeq and is a predicted model, not a curated record. The coding region runs from base 224 to 1696 and encodes 490 amino acids. Gene Ontology annotation, cellular component: cytosol. The transcript is spliced from 5 exons. Gene Ontology annotation, biological process: L-glutamate catabolic process. Lineage: Eukaryota; Viridiplantae; Streptophyta; Magnoliopsida; Poales; Poaceae. Gene Ontology annotation, molecular function: glutamate decarboxylase activity; pyridoxal phosphate binding.
UCCCCCUUCGACUAUUCCAAUGCUUUGCGACCCGAGGGGGGCGGGUAUAAAUACUGGCGCGUUGCUCCGCCACAAACACACACCAAAACCACAUCGCAUCCGUUCGAAAGCCCAGAGAGCUAGGAGAAGCGCCAUUGAUUAGCUUACCGUCCUUCAAGUCCUCUCUUUUUUCUUCUCCAAGCCGACAGCCAAGAGCAGGUUGGCCCAUCGCUCGAUCGCAGCCAUGGUGCUCAGCAAGGCCAUCUCCGAGAGCGACAUGUCCGUGCACUCCACGUUCGCGUCGCGCUACGUCCGGUCGUCUCUCCCAAGGUACCGCAUGCCGGAGAACUCGAUCCCGAAGGAGGCGGCGUACCAGAUCAUCAACGACGAGCUGAUGCUGGACGGGAACCCGCGGCUGAACCUGGCGUCCUUCGUCACCACGUGGAUGGAGCCCGAGUGCGACAAGCUCAUCAUGGCCUCCAUCAACAAGAACUACGUCGACAUGGACGAGUACCCGGUCACCACCGAGCUCCAGAACCGGUGCGUGAACAUGAUCGCGCAUCUAUUCCACGCGCCGCUGGGCGAGUCCGAGACGGCGGUGGGCGUCGGCACGGUGGGGUCGUCGGAGGCCAUCAUGCUGGCCGGUCUGGCCUUCAAGCGGCGGUGGCAGAACAAGCUUAAGGCCGAGGGCAAGCCGUUCGACAAGCCCAACAUCGUCACCGGCGCCAACGUCCAGGUUUGCUGGGAAAAGUUUGCGAGGUACUUCGAGGUCGAGCUCAGGGAGGUGAAGCUGCGCGACGGGUACUACGUGAUGGACCCCGAGAAGGCGGUGGAGAUGGUGGACGAGAACACCAUCUGCGUUGCGGCCAUCCUGGGGUCGACGCUCAACGGCGAGUUCGAGGACGUGAAGCUACUCAACGACCUGCUCGACAGGAAGAACAGGGAGACAGGGUGGGAGACGCCAAUCCACGUGGACGCGGCGAGCGGCGGGUUCAUCGCGCCGUUCCUGUACCCGGAGCUCGAGUGGGACUUCCGGCUGCCGUGGGUGAAGAGCAUCAACGUCAGCGGCCAUAAGUACGGCCUCGUCUACGCCGGCAUCGGCUGGUGCAUCUGGCGCAACAAGGAGGACCUGCCGGAGGAGCUCAUCUUCCACAUCAACUACCUCGGCUCCGACCAGCCCACCUUCACGCUCAACUUCUCCAAGGGCUCCAGCCAAGUCAUCGCGCAAUAUUACCAGCUCAUCCGCCACGGCUUCGAGGGGUACAGGAACAUCAUGGAGAACUGCCACGAGAACGCCAUGGUGCUCAAGGAGGGCCUCGAGAAGACGGGCCGCUUCAACAUCGUGUCCAAGGACGACGGCGUGCCGCUGGUGGCCUUCUCGCUCAAGGACCGCAGCCGGCACGACGAGUUCGAGAUCUCCGACAUGCUGCGCCGCUUCGGCUGGAUCGUGCCGUCUUACACCAUGCCCCCGGACGCGCAGCACGUCAUAGUGCUCCGCGUCGUCAUCCGGGAAGAGUUCAGCCGCACCCUCGCCGAGCGCCUCGUCCUCGACAUCGAGAAAGUGAUGUACCAGCUGGACGCGCUCCCGUCCAAGCUCGCGCCCCCUCCCCUGCCGGCGCCGCUGGCCAAGAAGAAGUCGGAGCUGGAGACGCAGAGGUCGGUGACGGAGGCGUGGAAGAAGUUUGUGCUUGCCAAGAAGACCAACGGCGUCUGCUAGUGCCGGCACCGCUAGUCCGCUACACACCAUGGGCAUGGUGUGAGCUACCGAGAUAUCCCCCCCCCCCCCCCGAAAAUUGAGUGAGAGCUAUGAUUAAUUAUAAGUCUAGGUAGAAUGUGUGGCUUAAAAUUUUGCUUUAGCUUUCGAUGAUUUGUUUAGUUGCGCUGCACUGAUCAGCUGAGAGUGGAGAUCGCCAUGCUUGCGCGAAAUGUUGGGUGGCAUAAAUAUACUUAAUUGCGUCAAUUAUCAAUCAGAUCAUCAUUUUUCUGUUUAACGUCUA